Pseudozyma hubeiensis SY62 is the source of this 2844-nucleotide messenger RNA. Its product is annotated as likely 26S proteasome regulatory particle subunit Rpn1p. Gene Ontology annotation, biological process: proteasome-mediated ubiquitin-dependent protein catabolic process; regulation of protein catabolic process. Gene Ontology annotation, molecular function: enzyme regulator activity. The transcript has a single exon. The coding region runs from base 1 to 2844 and encodes 947 amino acids. Lineage: Eukaryota; Fungi; Basidiomycota; Ustilaginomycetes; Ustilaginales; Ustilaginaceae. The record is from RefSeq and is a predicted model, not a curated record. Gene Ontology annotation, cellular component: proteasome storage granule; proteasome complex; proteasome regulatory particle, base subcomplex.
AUGGCGCGUGGAGACGGUCAAGAUCUCGACAUCACUGUCCCCGUCGAGGACCCAAAGAAGACAGAUCAGCAAAAGGCAAAGGAAAAGCAGCGUGAAGAAGCCGCUCGCAAAGGUCUCCCCGGCGACAAGAAGCUCAACGGCAAGGACAAACCCGAAGAUGAGCUCAGCGAGGACGAUCUACAGCUCAAGAACGAGCUCGAGAUGCUCGUGGAGCGCCUCAAAGAGGACGACUCCUCCCUCUAUCGUCCAGCGCUCGAAUCUCUCCGAACCCUCAUCCGCACCAGCACAUCCUCCAUGACCUCGGUCCCCAAGCCACUCAAAUUCCUCCGUCCCCACUACCCCGAGCUCAAGUCCCUCUAUGAAUCAUGGAAGCAGGCGAGCUCCGAUAAGAGCCUCUUUGCAGAGAUCCUCUCCGUGCUCGCCAUGACCUACUCGGACAAUGGUCAGCGCGAGACGCUCCACUUCCGUCUUCAGGCCAACCACGUCGCAUCCGACUGCAAAUCGGAAGAUCCAGGUCUGUGGGGUCACGAAUACAUGCGCCAUCUCGCCGCAGAGCUCGGCGAAGAAUACGCCGCUCGUUCCCAAGAGGACAAGAACACAGACGAGCUCCUCGAGCUCGCCCUCCAAGUUGUUCCUUUCAGUCUCACCCACAACGCCGAGGCGGACGCCGUCGAUCUCUUGCUUGAGCUCGAGGCGAUCGACAAGUUGCCUCAAUUCGUCGACAAGGAUACAUACGCACGUGUCUGCCUUUACAUGGUCAGCUGUGUCAACCUCCUCGUGCCACCCGAUGAUGCCAUGUUUCUCCGCAACGCUCACGAGAUCUACCGCAAGCACGAUCGAUUCGCUGAAGCAAUGACCCUGGCCCUGCGUCUCGGAGACAAGGAUCUCGUUCGUUCCGACUUCGAGGCGCCCAAGAAUCCGACCAUGCGCAAGCAGCUCGCUUACAUGCUCGCCAGGCAACACAUCCCCAUCGAGUGGCUUCAAGACGAAGACUCCCCCAUCACCGACAAUGAACUGCUUGACAUCCUCUACAACUCACAUCUCUCCCGUCACUUUGUCAACUUUGGCAAGGAGCUCAACGUACUCGAGCCAAAGAGCCUCGAAGACAUCUACAAGACGCACCUCGAAAACUCGCGCACAGGUCUCGGUGGCUCCGUCGACUCGGCUCGUGGCAACCUCGCCAGCACCUUUGUCAACGCCUUUGUCAACGCAGGUUUCGGCAACGACAAGCUCAUGGUGGACGCUCCCGAAGGCAACUCGUGGAUCUACAAGAACAAGGACAGCGGCAUGCUUUCCGCCGCUGCUUCGCUCGGCAUGAGUCUGCUCUGGAACACAGAGACCGGUCUCGACCAGAUCGACAAGUACUCUUACUCGUCCGAAGAGGCCAUCAAGGCCGGUGCUUUCCUCGCUUACGGCAUCGUACACUCUGGGCUCCGUUCCGAGCUCGACGAGGCCAUGGCGCUGCUUUCCGAGCACAUCGAGUCCAAGAGCAUCCCACUCAAGAUCUCCGCCACCGUCGGUCUCGGACUCGCCUACGCCGGCUUUUGCCGCGAGGACAUUGCCGCGCUCUUGCUACCCAACAUCCAGGACGAGACGACACCCAUGGAGGUCGCUGCCAUGUCGGCGCUCUCGCUCGGUUUCGUGUUUGCCGGCAGCUGCCACGGAGAGAUCACGCCGACGAUUUUGCAGAGCAUGAUGGAGCGAGAUCCUGCUCAGCUCGACGACAAGUGGGCGAGGUUCAUGAUCUUGGGCCUUGCACUGCUCUUCCUCGGCAAACAGGACGAGAGCGAUGCCACCAUCGAGACGCUCAAGGCCAUCGAGCAUCCCAUCAGCAAGCAGGCCCAGGUGCUCGUUGACAUGUGUUCCUACGCAGGUACUGGCAACGUACUCAAGGUUCAGAACAUGCUUCACUAUUGCACAGAGCGCUCUGCGCCCGAGACGAGCCCAGAGACCGAGGGUGAGAAUGCAAAUGCCGAGUCGGAAAACGCAGAGUCGUCCCAAGACAAGGACGAAAAGGACGAAAAGGAUGAAAAGGAGACCAACGACCUCUUCCAGGCCUUUGCUGUCAUCGGUAUCGCCCUGGUCACCAUGGGCGAGGAGGUGGGUGCCGAGAUGGCGACGCGUCAUCUCUCGCAUCUCAUGCACUACGGUGAAGCCACGACUCGACGCGCAGUACCGCUGGCUCUGGCACUCUUGCAUCCUUCCAACCCAUCCAUGCCUGUAUUGGAUACGCUCUCCAAGUACUCGCACGACUCGGACCUCGACGUCGCCAUCAACGCCAUCCUCGCCAUGGGUCUCGUUGGUGCUGGAUCCAACAAUGCGCGUCUUGCACAGAUGCUCAGACAGCUCGCUGGGUACUACUACAAGGAGCCGGACUGUCUGUUCAUGGUUCGCGUCUCGCAAGGUCUCGUGCACAUGGGCAAAGGAACGCUUGGAAUCAACCCGUAUCACACUGAUCGACAGCUCAUGUCGCGCAAUGCGGUAGCAGGUAUUCUGGCUCUGUUGACCUCCAUGACCGAUGCACGUGGUUUCGUGUUGGAUCAGUCGCACUGGAUGCUGUACUUCCUCAGCUCGGCUAUGUACCCGAGAUUCUUGAUCACGCUGGACGAGAAUGGCGAGGAGUUGCCGACGAGCGUCAGGGUGGGUAAGGCGGUAGAUGUGGUGGGUCAGGCGGGUAAACCCAGGACGAUCAGUGGCUUCCAAACCCACACCACGCCGGUCAGAGUGGGUACGUACGAGAGGGCCGAGCUCGGUACAGAGGAGUACCUCAGCUAUGCGCCUGUGCUGGAAGGGUUUAGCAUCUUGCUCAAGAACCCGGGUUAUGUCAAGGAGGAGGAUUUGUAG